GUGUAAUGGUUUCUUUAAGUGCAUCUAUAUAUAGCACGGAAGAUACAUUAAAAAUUUAGUAGAUAACAAUCGAUAGGAAUCAAUAACUUGGUAUUCGUAGUAAUAGCAUAGCCAUGAAGGCUGUAACAUGUUUCUUGUUUGUUUUAUUGCAGAUAGCAUUUAUUUAUGGAUCAUUACAGCAUAAGUGCUGGAUAACUGAUUCACCAUGCCUAACCGCGAGAGCAAAAGCAAUUGUACCAGCUUUCGCCGCUGGCGUUCCUGAACUGGGUAUAGAACCACUGGAUAUAAUGGUCUUUGACGGCUUGAAUAUAAACGAAAAACGAUUCAAGCAUAUCUGGAACACUACAUACGUGCAUGGUCUAGGGAAAUCGAUCAUUGAUGAGCUCAGCGUUAAUUUGAACACAAAACUUAUAAGAUUGGUCUUCCGUUCAGAUAUGUUAUUACAAAGUCACUAUAUACAGGAGGGGCACCUACUAUCUACGCCCGUUGAAGGAGCUGGUAAAUUAAGAAUGGAAUUUGAUAAUGUACGGAUGGAGAUGGUAAUGCCUUUUGAUAUCCUAAAAGAUUUUUUUGGUAGAGACAUAAUAGAUUUAAAAGAUUUCCGAUAUGGGUUUGAAAUGCAAGGUGCUAGACUGUACUUUGGCAAUCUGUUCUAUGGAAACAAUGAAUUAAGCAGGAAAACGCACAUGGCAAUAAACAAGAAUUGGAAACAGCUCACGACAAUAUAUGGCCCAUACGUGUUUGAUAAGACCAACGAUAAAAUCUUCAAUGCCAUCAGAACCUAUUUGCACUACCUUCCUCUGGAAACAGUUUGUUUUUACCAAAUAUUUGUUAGUUCGCUGGUCUUUAGAACGAGAUCAUUUGGUGAAAAAAUGAAGACAUUCUAUUUAAGAUUCACUAUAAUACAAUUUUUACAUUUGUUGGCAUUUGUACCAUUUUCACAAAGCCAUAUAACGAAAUCCCAAACAAGAGUAAAAUGUUCGCUUAACGAUUCUGUCUGUUUGACGAAAGAAGCUCAAAAAACGUUGCAGGAAUUUGCAGAAGGCAUACCCGCACUUGGUAUCAAAAAAGUAGGUAAAAUACAUUUGGAUCCCAUACGAGUGAAACUUCCAAAUUUUAAAUAUAAUUGGACUGAAGUUACAGUGGCGGGGUUAGAAAAUGCAAUCUUUGAUCAUAUCAGCUUUGAUAUGGAACUAAAUGUUUUUAGAAUUCUUAUCCAUUCGGACAUCGUCAUAGAAUUCAACAAUGAUGUAAUUGGCACUGUGCUUUUUAUGUAUGUAUAUGGAGGAGGACCUUCUAAGAUUACUCUAAAGAAUAUGCAAAUAGAGAUUUUAUUCAAGUUUGAUAUUAUAAAUGAAAAUGGGAAGGACUAUAUGGAUAUAACAUCAUACUUUCACGCACUGGAUUUAGUUGACGGUGCACACUACCAGUUUAGCAAUAUAAACGACGGAGACAAAAGAUUUAAUGACAAGCUACACAGGACAUUGAAUGAAAAUUGGAGAAUAGUGGUGGCAAACUUUGGAGGAUAUGUAAAUAAAAAGUUAGUAGACAAGAUGUAUGACACAGUGAAAAUAUACAUGCGUUCAACACCGUUAAAAGAUCUGGCUUUGUAUUAAAUAAU
Messenger RNA from Bicyclus anynana (squinting bush brown), 1621 nucleotides. RefSeq lists its product as uncharacterized. The record is from RefSeq and is a predicted model, not a curated record. The transcript has 10 exons. NCBI's taxonomy places the organism in Eukaryota, Metazoa, Arthropoda, Insecta, Lepidoptera, Nymphalidae. The coding region runs from base 114 to 1616 and encodes 500 amino acids.